Molecule: messenger RNA, 3197 nt
Organism: Nicrophorus vespilloides
Lineage: Eukaryota; Metazoa; Arthropoda; Insecta; Coleoptera; Silphidae
Exons: 13
Coding region: 376-3018 (880 amino acids)
Cellular component (GO): membrane
Source: RefSeq, a predicted model, not a curated record
CAGUGCCCUCUGUUUGGUUUGCAGGUACAGCAUAGAGACAUCGAGAACCACGGGAAGAUCGUCAGCUCUGUGGUGAAACUGUGCAGAAGGAGUUCAGAUUGCGGCCGGUCCACGCUCGACGUCGUCAUCGGUUUGGAGAGGCGCUGGCACCUGCUGUUUUUGCGCUCGUUGGAAUGGCAAUGCUACUUCGAGAACUACUUCAAAAAAAAUAACGCAUUGUUCUCGGACAGCGAAUCCGACGAGGGUCCAGUGAAGAAGCAACCACGUCUCUGCAGCGGAUCACCAGUCUCCAAAGAAUGUUUUUCCGCAGAGGCCACCUCCACGACGACGCAGAAUGAUAUUGAUGAAACCGAUGGCAAUCACGAAAACGGAACAAUGAGCGGUAACCAGGAGAACGACACCAGCAGGAGGCCAGAAACAGAAGACGCACAAUUCAACAUAUCGAACCAGAACGCACCCAAUAGGGUCAUGUUUUAUUUCAAGCACGUGGACACGGAUUCUGACAUGGAGAAGAUUGAGCAACUACAGAACAUCGCGUUGGAGGCGGAGGCGCAGACCAAUUCUGAAACUUCCGAGGAGGAGUGGACGUACUCUCAGAAAACCCCUAACAAAAUCCCAGACUACCGGAAGAUUGUGCAGGAGGUUGAAGAGAUGGUUAGCCCAAUAAAGCAACGCGUCGGAAACCCGACCGGCGAACCGGCUUUGAACAAGAUGACUCGCAUCAAGCAGUGGUUGAAUAUGGAUAACAACAAGCCGGAGGACAGUUGCGACGCCAGCAGCGAAGACGAGGAGAAUGAAUCUGAGUCUUCGGAGGAGCAGAACGAGAGCAUUGCCACCUACAAGGCGCGGGAGUCCUUGAAUGCCUCCUGCACUGAUUUGGGUGGAUUCUUCGUGUCCACGCCUAAAGUGGUGUAUCGCCAAAGACACCAGAAAUCGAACAUCAAAGGGCAGCGCCCCUCGUCCAUCGCUUGCAUCACGCAACUUUCAAAAUCGUCGCAAAGGAUUGAACAGGAUGCGCCAACCUACUCUAUUUCGGAAUCCGCUCUGCACACUAUGCCAUUAACAGGAAGCCUCAGCAACAAUCAGGGAAAUUCCACAUCGUCGACCGUGGAAGACAGCUGUGCCAUAUUGAACGAGGAGAAUAGCUCGCCGAUCAGACGGAAGCGGUUCAAAUUGAAGAAGAAAGCCAGUUGCGUUUUGAGGAAGAUGGAUAGUGCGUCUCCUUACAACGGUGCCGCCAGUCGUGAACUCAGGUCUGGCACUUUGGUGAAAUCAGGUUCAUUCUCAGGAUGCGGCUGCAAGUCUUCGAAUUGCGACCGCCAAACGGUGAGCGAUCCAUCCGCAACUCCGGUUGGACAAAAUUUCGAAACUUCUGCUACUAGUGGUGCUGACACGGAUGAAGAUAAACGCGCUAGAAGGAUGCCGAUGUUCAAGCUUGGUGCUAAAACAAAUUUCGCUGUGGAAGGUGAAAGAGACGACAGCCCGGGGAAAUUCAGUUUGACGACAAACGAAGAACAGUCCAUUCCUUGCGAUGAAGCUUGGGAUGGUUACCAGGAGAAGUACUCGUCUGAAGCUUAUAGCGAGGCGCCCGAUUCAGACGCUGCUAGAAGACUUUGGGAGUUCGGAGAAGAUUACAGAACACAUUUCGGCAGUCAGUCAGAUUGGUCUGCUCAAUCCAGUCACCUGGAGUUCUCUCCUCAGUUCCCCAGGAAAUGCUUCACCACCAUGAACGUUAUCGAUUCCGACCAAGAGGCCAACAAUCUUCGUCAACUCUUGAAGACUUCGCGCAAUCAGCUUCACUACACCGAUAACAUAUUCCAAAAACAAGAAAACUUAGGCAUUGAAACUUAUUUAAUAAAUAACGAUACGAAGGAAUUGACUUCAACAUGUGAUCGCCACAUAAAUUGCUUAGCUGACGAGAAGUGCGAUGUUUUGUCUCCGUUAGACAAAAAGGAUAUUUCAGAUUUGAUCAUGAGUUGGCAAAAGUUGAAGGAUCGCAUUCUUAAAAUGCAAGAGUACAGGAGCUUACAGAGCGAAAUUCUGAGGUUGACGCAGCUGUUGAACGAGAUCCAGAUCCCUGCCGGGGAUGCUGCCUUCACAGUGAACAACAUCGAAGAUUUGAGCAGGGACAUCGAUUUCUAUUCGGCCGAGCUCAGCAACAUCGAGGAGCACAAAAAGAAGCUGCUGAUCGUGAACGUCGCCGUGAACCAUUUCAUGACCGAAAACGCCGACUACAAUUCGUCCAGCCUGAAGUCAAACGUUUCCGAGCUGUACCGUAUUUGGUACGAAAUUAACAACAGCGCAACUGAACGUCUGAACCGACUGAAUCUGCUGCUGCAGAGCUGGAAGAUGCUGGAGACCAGGCUGGAUCAACUGAGAGGCGAUCUACGCGACGAUGAGCAGACCUUGGGCGCUUUGGAUUCGGCUCUUCAGGGUGGCACCUUUUCCAAUCAGAUGGCCUCCUCGGUGCGAGGUGUCGCCAAGCUCCUCUCCGAGACUAAAACAGAGGGUUGUAGCUUCUCGGAGAUGUUGACGGAGGGAUCUUUCUCGGACAGCGGCAUCUCCGAUGAGGGGUCGGAACAUGACCUGGGGGAGCGCGAGAGGAGGUUGUCGGCGAUCCGGAGGUUGGUGAGGCAGCUGGAAAUCGUGAUGGCACCGGAUAGUGCAGCCCGGGUUAGGAUGAGGGAGCGGCUCGCCGCCGCCGAGGAAGAGCUGAAGACGUUGCAGAACAAGUGCCGGUCGAUCAUCGUGAGGACGGCCGUCUCUGCAGCCGCACCUCUGAGUGAAUCGGUGGUUGCAGCAGGACCCAGCGGAGACCCAGGUGAUGACGGUCCAGCAACGAAGACCGCCUCCUGGUUCAAGCGUGUGGUCCGCGCGUCGAUCUCGUUCCACUUCGCUAUCAUGGCUUUGCUCUUCGUGGCCUGCCUCCUGGAGCCGCACUGCUGCGACAAUAUGAACAACAUGCAGAUGUCGAUGAACCCACAGCUGCAGUACGUCCGUGGAACACCCCCGAUCUGAAGCUCAUGUCAUCUCAGUUCACAUUAUGCGUACCGUCUUUAUAUACUCUUGUAAACCGCAAGAGCCCCGAGUCAACUGAGAAGGAAAGGAUCCGAAGAAGAACAAAGAAUCCCGAUUGCUCACACACAUAUUUUUCUAGUAAUAUAAUAUUUAUAUUCGACCAUUUUGUUUUUACCUAC